This is a messenger RNA of Saccharomyces paradoxus, 420 nucleotides long. RefSeq lists its product as uncharacterized. Bases 1 to 420 code for a protein of 139 amino acids. The record is from RefSeq and is a predicted model, not a curated record. The transcript has 2 exons. Lineage: Eukaryota; Fungi; Ascomycota; Saccharomycetes; Saccharomycetales; Saccharomycetaceae.
AUGACUUUGAAUAACGUUGCAAGGCCCGACCUUUGUGUUUCGUACAAGAAAAUUGCACCACCAAAAGGACUCUAUUCUGCUACACCAAGUAUAUCUGGUGUGGUUAACCAAUCUAUGCCAAUGGCCGCUAUUUUCUUGAGAAACAAGUUCAUCGCCUGGUUUUCCUUGAUUCAGAGUGUGCACUACUACCUGAACACCGACGAAGAUAUCGUCGCCUCCUACAAGGAAAAUAAGUCUCCAUCUCCAAUGGACCAGCCUCCUGCUAUCAAGCUAUUCAUGAGUUUAAUCGGGUUGUGCGUCUGUUACAUGAACUUAGUUUUCCCUCAACAGAUAGCCCAACCAUCGUCUAGCGCUUCUAAAGGUGAAACUAAAACCGUAAUUGAGACGAGUACCGAGGUUGAGACUGAAACAGCUAAAUAG